AUAGAAGGCUCUUCUGAUGCUUACAGAGAGGAUAACAACUGUAUAAAUGAAGUACUUAAAAAGCUACAAGGGCUUCAGACCAGAGAAAACUUCUUUACUUCCAGACUUCUUUUUUUACCAAAUGUCUGAAAACAUGUAAUAGAAAUGGAAGAAAUUUUGAAUUGACUGCUUGAUUUGGUAUAAUACUAAACAGUAAGAUCCCUGAAGAGAACAGAGAAAAGAACAAGGGAGAAUUAGAAAAAGGAAUUUCUUAAUAGUCAUAUUAAAUAUAAUUCAAAAAUAAUAAUCGUCAAACAUAGCUUUAUGAGGGAAGCUAAAAUGUUCCUCCUACGGCAAGCAGUCAGUAAUGCAAGGCAACUGGCGCCAAGCGUUAGGGCUAUGUCUAGCAAGGGUCCAUUAGUGGACCUGACAGUUGACAAUGAUGGCGUCGCCAUUAUGACACUGCAAAGACCUCCAGUGAACAGCCUCAACCUAGACCUGUUGAAAGAAAUCAGCAAAUCUCUAGAUGAUGUAGCCAAGAAUAAAAGUAGAGGAAUGAUAUUGACUUCGUCCUCACCAACAGUAUUUUCAGCUGGUCUGGAUAUUAUGGAAAUGUACAAGCCCGAUAUGAAAAGAGCGGAGGAGUUCUGGACUACCCUGCAGGAUGUAUGGUUCAAGUUGUACGGAUCAAGCUUCGCUACAGCCGCAGCAGUCAAUGGCCACGCACCAGCCGGUGGCUGCCUCUUAUCCAUGUCCUGCGAGUACCGCGCCAUGGUGGGGGGCAAGUUCACCAUAGGGCUCAACGAGACAGCCCUGGGAAUAGUCGCGCCGAAGUGGUUCAUGGACACCAUGUGCAGAACUAUUUCCAUGAGGCAGGCUGAAUUAGCGCUCACUACCGCAAAAAUGUUUACAGUGGACGAAGCGUUGAAGUGUGAACUGAUCGACGAAAUCGCCACAGACAAAGCAGACGCUAUCAAUAAAUGUAAGACUUUCUUGAAGAAGUUCGAGAAAAUCCCACCCUUAGCACGAGCUAUCACUAAGCUGAAGAUGCGGGAAGAACCUAUCAAAAACUUGCAAACAAACAGACAAGCGGACGUGCAAGAAUUUCUAUCCUUCCUCAAGAACCCCAAUGUGCAGCAAAGUCUUGAAAUGUACAUACAGGCGCUGAAACAGAAGGCUGCAAAAUGAUGGUGAAAAUUGAAAAAUAACCUUUUAACGUUUGACCCAAUAUUGUAAUGACCAUAAUUAUUAAUCAAUGCAAUAUUUUUAUUUCUGAAAAUUGCAUUCAUUUUAUUUUAAUAUAUUAAAAUUUAUUUUGGUCCCUAUAAUCCAAACAAUGGUCAAAGAAAAAUUAUAAUAAUGUAAGUCUGGGGAAAUACAAUCGUAUUUCCCUACUUUGACAUUUUUUCCACAAAAUAAGGGAUGAAAUGAAAAAUAAAUUAUUUAUUUAAACUCUUUAUUUGUACACCACUACACAGUUAGUAAAAUAAAGGACGAAUAGAGAGAAACACAAAAAACUGGAGUAGAAUACAAAAGGCGGCCUUAUCGCUUAAAAGCGAUCUCUGCCAGGCAACCUUAGGAUUAGGAGACAACAAGAGCGAGAACAAAUCGGUGGGAAGAAAUUAUAUUUUUUUAAUGGAUUUUAGAUCAAUUGAUAACAGUCACCAAAGGUAUAGGCUUAGGGAAACAAUUCUCGUAUUAUUCCUGACAAAACCUGCCUGAGAAAACCCUGUCACAAUUAAAUCAGCCAGUUCAAAGAAGAGCGUAGUCCAACACAAAAAAAUAAAAAAUAAAAAACGUGAGUUUGGAUAAUGCUAUCAAUCAAAAGAAAAAUAAGUAUGUGCUUAUAAUUUUUUAUUUCAAUUGUAUAGUGCAUUAAAAUAAAUAUAUAAUAAUAGUAAUUUAUGUUGUUGUAAUCUUUUACAUACGCAUUAUAUAUACUUUGUUAGAAUAUAAGAACAAUAAUUGUAACAUAAAAGUUGUAACAUAAUCCUAUUAGGAAUGUAAACAAUUACAGAAUGUAAACAAAAAGUAAAAGUAUUGCACAUGGCAAUAAUUAGAAAAUGACCGGUUUUCAUCCAACGAUACCUGAUUAUAAAUUAUAUUGUUCUCUAAAGUGUAUUUUGUUUAAAAAAUUGAUAUUAUUAAUUUCACCUUGAGUCACGAAAAAUAGAAUCAUUUUUAUAAAACUACAUUUUAAUAAUCUCAUUUAGGCCACCCAAGCGAUAUAUUCGCCUGAAUGAAUAUAAUGAUUCUUUUAUGACCUACCAAGUAGGUUUAUUUUACAGUUUUAUUAAGUAAUACUAUUUCCCAUUAAACUAUGUGAAAAAAAAUAACGAUCCAAAUUGGCAACAUUGCCUAUGAGGCAUAUCAAAGUGUUCAUAAUUUAUAUUUUUUAUUGUAUGUUUAUAUUUUAUUAUUACUUUAAUAAAUGUUUUAA
Pararge aegeria (speckled wood butterfly) is the source of this 2419-nucleotide messenger RNA. RefSeq names its product enoyl-CoA delta isomerase 1, mitochondrial-like. The transcript is spliced from 5 exons. Bases 304 to 1167 code for a protein of 287 amino acids. The record is from RefSeq and is a predicted model, not a curated record. Gene Ontology annotation, cellular component: mitochondrion. Gene Ontology annotation, biological process: fatty acid beta-oxidation. Lineage: Eukaryota; Metazoa; Arthropoda; Insecta; Lepidoptera; Nymphalidae. Gene Ontology annotation, molecular function: enoyl-CoA hydratase activity.